AUGCAGGUCUUAACAGGCCAUUGUCUACCUGAUGAUGCUCCACUGCCACUUUAUGUAUGGGGAUCACCAGAUGAUUGGGCUCCAUACUGCAGUCAAAUAGAAUUCAAACUUGCCAAGUUUCUUUUUGAACAUGCAGAAAUGCUGGUGGCAAACCCACUAUUGACCAACCACAUGGAUCUCUAUCAUGUAAUAGACAGCAUGUCUGUUGGUGCAGUCAAGUGGGAACACUUCAAAAUCACUUACAAGCACAACCAGGAUGAACCCAAGGCCCCUUGGAUGUUUGACAUCUAUGAUGUAUGGUAUCGAGACCCCCAUCAAGUUAUCCACAACCUCCUUGGAUGUGCUGACAUUAAGGAUGAAAUGGACUUCAUACCAUACUGGGAGUUCAAUGCUGCAAGUGACCAGAGGCAUUGGAAGGAUUUUAUCAAUAACCCAUUGGUUGCUGGAGCAACAUUGGUUCCCAUCAUCCUUGGCAGUGACAAGACCACUUUUUCCAUUGCAACUGGGCAAACAGAUUACUACCUGCUCUAUCUUUCCAUUGGAAAUGUGUGCAACACCACUUGUCAUGCACACUGUGAUGCAGUAGUGCUCAUUGGAUUUCUUGCAAUGCUGAAGAUGACUAGGGAGCAUGCUAAUACACAAGUGUUCCAUAAAUUCAAGAAGCAGCUCUUUCAUUCAUUGCUGGCACACAUUCUUCAGUCACUUGGUCCUGUGAUGACAGUUCUGGAAACAGUACUAUUUGCUUGCAUAGCUGACUAUGAAGAGCAGGUCCUCUUGUCAUGCAUUGUGUGUAAAUGGUGUCCAAAAUGUCUCGCACAUUGGGAGAACCUUGACGAAGAUGCACUCUGGCAUCACCACAAGCACACUGAAUUGAUCAGCAGGGAGUUGGGCCCUCUGACACUUUGGGAUGAAUAUGGCAUUGACAGAGAUAUAGUGCCAUUUACAAUCAGGUUUCCACAUGCAGACAUCCAGAGAAUGCUUUUUCCAGACAUUCUCCAUCAACUCAUCAAGGGUGGAUUCAAAGAUCACCUGGUUGACUGGGUGGAAAGGUAUAUAUUGCAGCCAUUGAAGGCUAUGUCCUGCAGGAUGUCAGUCCACACAUUUUGUGCCUUUCUUGAGUUUUGUUACCUUGAUGCACUUGCACACUUCCACUCAUAUUGUGAAGUCUUCUGGAAUGCUCAAGUAGUCACUACAUUUUCAUUACCCUGGCAACAUGCUAUGAAGCAUUAUCCCUAUCUUAUAUGCCAGUUUGGUGCACUGAAUGGGCUCUGUUCAUCAAUUACCAAGUCCAAACAUAUCAAAGCAGUCAAGUGGCCUUAUCAGCAUACUAACCACUUUCAGGCUCUUGGACAGAUGCUUGUGAUCAACCAGAGGCUUGACAAAUUUGCUGCAGUGCAUGCAGACUUUGAAAAACAUGGUAUGUCGAGAGGGACUUGCCUGUCACAUGUGCUUGUGAAUCUUGAACAAUAUACUAAUAAAACUAGUAAUGAGACUAACCACAAUGUGUCAAACAAUCAGGACUGCAAAGAUGGUGCUGAUGAACCCACAGCAAGUUUUGAAGAGGACCCAGGUGAUAUGGACAACUCUCCUAUGGACCUAGCAACCAAACUUAACAUACCCCAGCUCCUCAAUAUCUUGCGCUGCUUUCUUCAAUUGCAGCUUCAGCAAGAUGUCCCCAAUCUGGAAGAUGUCCCCUUGGAUGAAUGUCCCUUUUAUGAUGGAUGUAUCUGUGUCUACAACUCUGCAUCCUCAACAUUCUAUGCACCCAGUGAUGUGAGUGGCCUCCACAGCAUGAAUCACAAACACAUACAUUGUUCCCCUACAUGGAGGAACAAAGGCCCCUGUUAUGACUGUGUUUUCAUUGUGACUAAUCCUCAUGUGGAGGGCAUGCUUGGGCUGGAUGUCACUUGCAUCCUGUGCAUGGAGUAUCCUUGUGUGAUUGUAUGUUGGUUUGACCAUAUAGGAGAUGGCCCAGAUACCUGCACAGGAAUGUGGAUAGUUUGUGCAUGCAACACCCAAGACAUUGCUAUCAUCCACAUCAAUACUAUCUAUCAUGCAGCUCAACUCAUUCCUGCAUAUGCAAACCACCAAAUCAACCCAGCAAGCAUCAAGCCUAACAAAUCAUACAACAAGUUUCUCCAUUACUAUGUGAAUAAAUUUGCUGACCAUCAUGCAUUCGAAAUCACCUCCUAG
This is a messenger RNA of Pisolithus orientalis, 2193 nucleotides long. RefSeq lists its product as uncharacterized. NCBI's taxonomy places the organism in Eukaryota, Fungi, Basidiomycota, Agaricomycetes, Boletales, Pisolithaceae. The transcript is spliced from 13 exons. The record is from RefSeq and is a predicted model, not a curated record. The coding region runs from base 1 to 2193 and encodes 730 amino acids.